CCCCAGGUGCCGACCACUCUUCAGGUCAUCGUCGUCGUCCAGCUGCAGCCUCGUCUAACCUCCAGCCAUCAGUGUCCCAGUCCAACUCAACACCCGGCUUUUCUCAGAUGCUCCGCAGGCGACGUUCAGCAGGCACCCUUGCUGCCACCAACACUUCCCAGAUCCCUGCCGUCGCGGUCGCGCGCACCGUCACUGGUCCCGCCGCUUCAGGCUCGUCCUCCGCAUUGCACGCCGGCACAGGGCCGAGUCACCGCAUUCGCCUCGUUCCUCAUCUCGAUUCGCGCCGGUCGCUCCGUUUCGACCCCAUAUCGCGCGAUGUCAGGGAGGGCGACCCCCCUCUGCGCAUAGGGCGUUUUACAGACCGUUCGGGGAUAGGGAUUGCUGCGGCAAACGCAACGUCGCAGAAUAAGCUCGCCUUCAAGAGCAAGGUUGUUUCGCGGGCGCACGCGGAGAUCUGGUGUGAAACUGGGGGCAAAUUCUUCAUUCGGGACACCAAGUCGAGCAGUGGCACGUUCCUGAACCACGUCCGUCUCUCGCCAGCGAACAACGAGUCCCGGCCGCAUGAGCUCAAGGAUGGCGAUCUGCUGCAGCUUGGGGUGGAUUAUCAAGGCGGGACCGAGGACAUCUACAAAUGCGUGAAGAUCAAGAUCGAGGUGGGCAGAGAGUGGCAGAAUCACAGCAAUCCAUUCAACGCAAAUGCGCUAAAGCAGCUCAAAUCGAUCGCAAUCCCUCAAGCCCCUGCGACAAACACCGGCAAAAAGGUUGCCGUUAAAUCUACUCUCCCUGAUUGCUGCAUAUGCUUGUUUAGUGUCACGAUCCAUCAAGCGCUCUUCAUUGCUCCGUGCUCACACGCGUUCCACUACAAGUGCAUCCGACCUCUCCUCGAGGCGCACCAUCCUGCCUUCUCCUGCCCCCUUUGCCGGACAUUUGCCGAUCUUGAGGAAGACGUUGAGGUAGAAAUAGAUCCCGAGCUAGACUCCAAGUCGAUGGUCGACGGCGCAGCAUCGAUCGUUGGUAUCGCAGUCACUGCCGUUGGCGACCGGCCCAACACAGGAGACGGCAGCAGCCGGGAGCGAGAACGGGACCGAGAUGUAGGUGCGGAGACGGAAGUGGAGCUUGAUACUGGUGCCAGCCGCCUUGGGUCAUCGCUUCGCGCUCGUCGCGCAGCGCCCGCUAUGCCUAAUGGUGGUCACUUGCGGGGAGACGACAUGGCCGAGGACGUGGACGCGGAGAUGGAAGACGUGAUAGCGCUACCACCACUACCCGAGAGCCAAUCCGUGCUGGCAGUGGAGCAAAUCUACGGGGAUGGCGAUCGCAUGGACGUAAGGGAGAACUCGGGUUCGCCCGUACCCGGGCCUGCUCGCGCGAGCCCUGGCGGAUCUUCGGAGGGCGACGCGGAAGGAGAAAGUGGGGCGAGCGAUGGUAGCGGGGUUGUGGGCGACACCGGUGUGCACGGCAAGCGCAAGCGGUGACGGCAACGCAGUCCCAACCACAUUCUAUCCUUCUAGCUCCCCCCUCCUUCCUGCCGACUCUCUGCGAAUCCGUGUGCUCAUGGCACUUCGCCUCUACACUGACGGACAACGGACAUGACACACGCGCCCCCGCUUUUUUCCAUCUUGCACUCAUGCACGCCGAGUUACGCCACGAUUUGUCUUCUCUCCUCUCUUGCACGCUCCUUACGCCUCCCAUGCGGUAUGAUGUGUGGUAUGGCUACAUCAUGUGUAUAUUCCCCUGUACUGGCUCGCCUUUAGACUAGCUGUGCUCUUUCUUUUUUUCGUUUUUGCACGGUAUGGAUAUCUGCAGCGCAUGUUUUCCUUAUACUGAGCGCAUGAACUAUGGUACAAUACCUUUAUUGUAUGAAUAUAAUAUCUCCUGGUACAUCAU
Molecule: messenger RNA, 1884 nt
Organism: Dichomitus squalens LYAD-421 SS1
Lineage: Eukaryota; Fungi; Basidiomycota; Agaricomycetes; Polyporales; Polyporaceae
Product: SMAD/FHA domain-containing protein
Exons: 3
Coding region: 108-1472 (454 amino acids)
Biological process (GO): mitotic spindle assembly checkpoint signaling; ubiquitin-dependent protein catabolic process; negative regulation of septation initiation signaling
Cellular component (GO): cell division site; ubiquitin ligase complex; cytosol
Molecular function (GO): protein binding; ubiquitin protein ligase activity
Source: RefSeq, a predicted model, not a curated record